Molecule: messenger RNA, 492 nt
Organism: Solanum lycopersicum (tomato)
Lineage: Eukaryota; Viridiplantae; Streptophyta; Magnoliopsida; Solanales; Solanaceae
Source: RefSeq, a predicted model, not a curated record
AUGUGGCAAGGCGAGGUCCUUGAUGUUCUUUUUCAACAAAGGCUAGAUAUUGCCAUUGAAGAAAGGAAACCAGAUAGUGUAGGGGAAGAAGAUUGGAAGAUUAUAAACCGUGUCACUUGCGGUACCAUUCAAUCUUACCUUGCAAGAGAACAAAGGUAUCCAUACACGAAGGAAACAUCUGCAAAUAAAUUAUGGAAUUCAUUGGAGGAAAAAUUCUUGAAUAAAAACAGUCAAAAUAAACUUUACAUGAAAAGAAGAUUGUUACGCUUCACUUAUAUUCGUGGUAGCACAAUGAAUGAUCAUAUCACCAGUUUUAAUAAGUUGGCAACAGACUUGCGGAAUAUGGACGUGACUUUUAUGGAUGGAGAUAUGGCCUUAAUGUUGUUAAGUUCACUUCUCGAUGAGUUCGAGCAUCUUGAAAUGACUCUACUGCAUGGGAAUGAUGAAGUAUCUCUCAAAGAAGUUUGUUCUGUCUUAUAUAGUUAUGAAUAA